CACGAGAAGUGAUACGUACGACAUAAGUAAAAGGGUCCUGCUCAUUUAUUUUACCUUCCAUUACCACCAGAGUCUAGUAGGAUGGAAGUACUGGCAGAACUGAGAUUGGCAAAGUGAAAAUUAAGCUGAAACAAGUUCAGUGCUUGGACUCGAGAAUGGGGAGGUGGUCCAUACUGAUAAAUGCCCGGUACCGGGGGUCUCAGAAGGUAGUUAUUGUGUGUGGGGCUAUGCUGGAUUAUUACGUUUCAUUAUGCCUCGUGUUUUAAAGUUUCCAGUGAUCAAUAUCCGUUUAGUCUGUCCAUUGACACUGUUGCUCGCCUCUUCAUGGUUCCUAUAUAGGUGGUCAUGUUGCUCACAGCUGGUGCUCCAGUAUCUGCUCGAAACACCGACAUACGAAGAGGUCAAGGCGGUCACCAGAGAUAUAUUGGAAUCAGUAUUAAAUGAAUUACGGCUUAAGUAUAACCUUCCUUCUAGAACGGGUAAAGCUCCUGCAACCCUGCUAGCUAACGUUUUGCGAGGGACAGUUUACGCUUGCCCAUCGACCGUCCAACUCGUCUUUCAUUGUCUGUCCAACUCUUUUCAUUCACUCAGUCGCUCUUUCCUUAGAAUGUUCUAUACCCGCAGACCACCAACUUUGUCUAUAAAUGAGUUGAAUCAAAUUAUCACCGAGUCUCUUGACAUAGAACGAUUCGAAAACCUCCCUGCAGAGACUAUCAUUCACCACGACUCACUCCCUUCGACUCCAGAAAAGCCAAAAUACUCGACAUUCUACCGCUUAUUUUCUCGCUCGUCGACACAUCUACCUGUCAUUCCGCAUUCACCCACAAUACAGGUAGACGAGCCUGUUACACCGAGUCCUCGCAAGAUGGCAUUCACUUGGCGUUUACCGCGUUUAUCGCCCCAGAGGUCUCGUUCAGCUAAAGAUAAUGCGCCGGAAGGCGUCGCAAGUGUCCCUGUGGGCCCAUCGAAUCGUUCUCGCUCGUCGUCUGUUACUUCUGCCGUGCCAUCACCUUCAAGACCAUUGACUAGCAUGUCGUCCACCUCUAGUCUUGGUUCGGUGAUACCUACAUCUGAGCGUUUCCUUAAGCAUGACACAGAAGAAAUUGUAUGCACGGAAGCAGGAAAUGUGGCCACCAGUACGAGGAGGUCCCCUUCACCAUCUCCAGUUGCCAUAGCACAUUCUCGGCUUUUUCCGACACAAAUGGCCUACUUUCCACCCGCGCCACGUUCACCGCUGCAGCUCCUGUUUGGUAACAAAUCAUUGAGCAUCGUCCCUACCACAGGUGGAGGAGCAAUGUCGAGUGCAGAUGUCGUGGAAAAGAGGUCGGACACUUCAGUAGCUGAAUGCACAGACGUCGAAUCUAUCGAUGAUGACAUCACACCUCGAGCGACUGAAUUUACUAUUCCACCGCACAGACGUAGUGACAGUACCGUUCAGGCCAAACAAAGACGACGGCCCUCCGCGUUGACAUUGGUUCUUCCUCCACAAGAGACUACAUCCCUCUGCCUUCGACCAGCAAUCGGGGUAUCUCCCCAUGUACCCUCUGAUACCGAUGGUUCCGUUUCCACGUGCUCCCUCCCAUCUCCUACAUUGUCCAUACCCACGUCAUGCCAGCCUUCAUCUUACGUUUCUUCUGUCUUAUCUAGCGCACUUGCGUCGUCUACCUCCAGCAUACAAUCACCUACCUCAACGACAUCUUGUUUUCCCUGGUCUCGUGCACGGGCCGGUUCCCGUUCCAUGCAAACCCCGCCAUUGCCGGGACCUCCACCUAGUUGCCCCCUUCCUCCAACACCCGCUUUGGCGGCGCAAAAUCCAGAUUUUCUCACGCCACAGAACAUGCAAGUCCCUCUUCCGACAGUGAACCCCAGUCCCUCGAAACAUAUUCGUACUUCUGUGCUUACUGGUUCACCUUCGGGCACACUUGCAUGUCUUCCUCCUCCCUCUCCUGGAAGUUUGCGACUUCCUUCUCGUUUGAGCUGGGGCGCUACCGGACGCAUGGUGGUUCCACUGCCGUCUAGUCUACCUAGCCCCCCUUCCUCCCCUUCAAAAAAAGGGAGAAAUAGAGAACUUUCUUCGUGUUCCUCGACCGCAGACCAGAAGAACGGCUUGUCCAAUGCUACAUCUACGCUGGGCAAGCGUGCAAGUAUUGGGGUAUUAGAGGCCGCCAGUGACUUAGAAGCUCGAGUACGGCGCACAAAGAGCAUUCUCGUACUAGGUACCCGGCGUUCAAAGGGAACGCUCAGUUGUCCCAGUUCGCCUCCAAAACGGGUGCAGAUCCAUGCUGAGGCGAACCUCGAUACAGAGAGUUCGCCGAAGAAACCGAUGAGGAGGAAAUCGAGUGCUGCUUGCAGCGUACCAUUUCUCACGGUUCCGCGGGAGCGAAGAAGAUCUGCUCCGCUACUGCGAAGCGGAGCCACGUCUAAGUCUACGCCUACCUCUCCUGCAUGUGCAGACUGGACAUUGUCGCUGCCUUUCUGCAUUGACGUACCUGGGAGUGGCAUAUUUGUGCCAACUCCUCCGUCAGAGGAUGGCGCCCUUCAUGAAGCUGAUGAAGCCCUGCAAAUAGCGCAAGGGGAUGAUUGGACUCUUUCCCUCGGUGUAGAUCGCCAGAUGGUUGGGGAAGGGGUGGCGACCCAUAGUACACAGAUCAAGAACAACGCAGAAGAACAAUGUUCUGUUACUACACAGCUCCCUACGCCAAGUGCCACACCUGAGCCCGAGGACGACAUUCCACCACUACCUCUACCAGCUUUCUUCGAGCCUUUCCCCCGGCCAGAUUCUCCCGCGAGCCUCGGUCCUCACGGUGGCGGGCUUGAUCUCGAUGGAGGAUGUGGGAAGCGAGGUUCUGGUUGGGACGCGUGCGGGUGGUUUGGACCCAGUAGCAUGGAUGAAUCUCCAAAAGCGGAUACGAGACCUGUUUCUAUGUUCGACUCGGAAGCAUCGUGGGUUCGCCGGAGUAGCGACACUGAUGCUCCGCGGAGGAGUGAUGUUGGUUUUGUUCGAAAUAGCCACAGAUUGUGGGUACGCUCCCCGAGUAUGGAUAGCAUGGCGACAACUUGCACUGCGGACACCGUUUUUUACAGCGCUCGCACCAGUGUAUUUGUCAUAUGAUGGUUUCGUUGGACGCUUCAAUUGAUGUCCCAGUGACUUCCUCUCUGUGUAUCCUUCCCAAAAGUACCUCUCCACAACUAAUCUCUCCGCCAAGUCUCCGAACCGUGAACGCCCCAGCAUUAAAGUUCCCAACCGCAUCUAACCCCCGUAGAUCUCUGUAUCUUAUAUGCAUCUCUCGCUCAUGGUGAUAUAUCUCAGGGUACUGUUGUACCUACUGUAUAAUAUUCACGAACGCCGUGCUGUCGAAUGAUUCGGAAGAGUAGUAUAUCUUAUAUCUAUUACAUACUUCUUUAAAGACGUAGAAUAUCCCUUAAAUAUGAAUCGCAGCGCGUUACUUUACACCAGUUUCUGCAGAGGUCUGGUACACUUGCAAAGGUAAUGAUCAUCAUCCCUAGUUCAACG
Suillus paluster is the source of this 3514-nucleotide messenger RNA. RefSeq lists its product as uncharacterized. The record is from RefSeq and is a predicted model, not a curated record. The coding region runs from base 251 to 3112 and encodes 953 amino acids. The transcript is spliced from 3 exons. NCBI's taxonomy places the organism in Eukaryota, Fungi, Basidiomycota, Agaricomycetes, Boletales, Suillaceae.